AGUCCUUGUGAUGGUGAUGGCUUUGCACUGUGGCUUAGUCGCAUUUAUUCAUUCUGUUUUAGUUGUUAGAUUCACCAAAAUAUCAACCAUAUGAUUUUUCUCUACGGUUGUUAAUUUUUUUAUCAUUUGUUUUGCACGAUAAAUUUUUGGAAAUGUCGUCAAUGUUUCUCGAAGAAGAUUAUGUAAUUGUAAGGUGUAGUGUCGAAAUCUUAUUUCACUUCGGUGGUGAAGCAGCAAGCAAGUAUCUCUCUGAUAAACGAGAUAAAAGCCCCCUUAUUCAUUCCACUUCAAGUUUUAUUGAUUUCUUGAAAUCAUUACUGAACUUUGAUGAGAUUAAUGAGGGAAUAAAAAGCUUGAAAGAAACUCAAAAUUAUUGUCUGACAAAGAAGCAAACUUUAAGAAGAGAAAAAUGCAAUGGAGAUGACUUGAGAUUGUUGAUCCUUGACAUAUUUUGUACAGAUGCUGAACUUUUUGAGGCUAUCUUAAAUUUAGCAAAACAAGGUUUCAAAGAUUGUGUUAAAGGAGCAUUCCUUAUACAAAAAUCUUGGAAGCAAUAUAAAAAAAUUUAUCAAAAAGUUGUUAAAAUUGGAGGAGAGUUUUUAGAAUUGAACUGUAACGGUACAAAAUUGGAACAUUUAAAUAAUAGUGUUGAAGUUUCUGAAUCAUUGGAUGCCAAUCAAGAGGCAUUUAAGUCGAACUCCAUAAAAGAAGUGCAAGCAGCCAUUGCUUUUGGGUAUGGAUUGUUCAAUAUGGUUGUGUCGCUGAUUCCCCCCAAAAUUCUUCAGCUAGCUCAUUUCUUUGGUUUCAAUGGUGACCAAGAACUUGGAUUGCAAUGUCUAACCUAUGUUUGUAAUAGUCAAAAUGGGAAAGCAGAGAUGUCAAGACUUGGUUUGCUUUGGUAUCAUGCCAUAAUUCGACCUAUGUAUGCUUUGGAUGAUGAUAUUGAUUCGGGUUUGAAGGAAGCAAGUAAGCUGUUCUGUGCACUCAAUGAAAAUUUACGAACAUCAGCUGUUGCAUAUUAUUUUCAUGGUCUCUUGCUUCGUUGCAAGGGGGAUUUUAGCAUGGCACAUAAAUUUCUUAAUAUGGCCUUGGAAAAACCACUUGCUUUUAAAGAAGUGAGGAUGUUUUGCGAUUAUGAAAUAGGUUGGUGUCAUAUUUUGGAAAUGAAUUGGGAUGGUGCCAUUGAAGCAUUUUCAAGAGUUAAAGAUGCAGCACCCAUGUCCCAGUAUUUCUAUGUAUAUCUUCUUGCUGUUCUUUAUGGUGUUCAAGACAGGGCAAGCAAAUCAUCAAUAUAUUAUCGUUUUGUUCCGAAUAUGAUAAAACAAAAAACACCUUUGACUGUUUUUCUCACUAGGAAGGCCAUCAGUUGUUAUGAAUCGCCUCCUGACGUGACGGAAAGUCUUGUUUUACUUUUGGAAAUCAUUUAUCUUUGGGAAAGCUUUUCAUCAUACAACGAAGCUACAUUGUUUUGUUUCAUCCCACACUUAGAGAAGUCAGUGAAAGAUGAAUAUCUUGGCUUAAAGCUAUUUCUUAGUGCUUGCAUUUAUCAAAGAAUGGGAAAAUUAACAAAAUCAGUUGAGUGUUUUAAAACGGCAAUGAACACAAGUGUCAAUGGUGACAAACAUGUGUAUCCUCAUGCAUCUUACGAACUAGCAAUAAUUUCUUUAAAGAUGUGUCAGUUUCAAAGAGCGAAAGAAUAUUUACAAAAAGCAAAGGAAACUUGCAAUGGUUGCGACUUUGAGAACAAAAUAAAGAUGAAGAUUAAUAUUGCUACGAACAAACUACAAGUGAAAUUAAAGAAUAGCAUCCACUCAUGAACUAAUGUUUAACACAUACAUUUUUCUUAGACCGGUACAAUCGCUUCAUAUCCUCUAUUAUGAGCGAAAAAAUAUUUAUAUUUUAUAUCACGCAAUAACAACGUUCGAUCAUUUCCACUAUUUAUUUUCAUCUUGCAGUUCUUCAUCAGUCUGUACUUGGUAUAUAGACGAAACGUGUCAUUUUUUAUUUAUUAAAUUAUUUCUUUACUGCACUCAAAA
Xenia sp. Carnegie-2017 is the source of this 2036-nucleotide messenger RNA. Its product is annotated as tetratricopeptide repeat protein 39C-like. Gene Ontology annotation, molecular function: protein binding. Lineage: Eukaryota; Metazoa; Cnidaria; Anthozoa; Malacalcyonacea; Xeniidae. The record is from RefSeq and is a predicted model, not a curated record. Gene Ontology annotation, biological process: cilium assembly. The coding region runs from base 153 to 1817 and encodes 554 amino acids. The transcript is spliced from 15 exons.